AUGUACCGCAUCUCAAAGAUAGACGAGCAGGUGAAUGCCAAAAAUGCACAAACGGCAAACUGGAUGUACAAGGUACCAAAGAUUAACGAGCACAGCAGCGAGAUCAUGGAGAGCGAGCCGUCAAUGAGGUUGAUGGUGGCAAUCGACCAGAAAGAGAUGCACGACAUGGUGGACGGGGUGUUUGUUGUGCCCAUCUGCUUGAUAAAGAGCCAGAUUUGGGCACUCAUGAGCGCAAUUCCCAAAAGCAGCACGUUCUUCACUCUAUUCUGCUGGACCUCAUCCCGCGGCCCGGCGGACUGUGGUAUGUUGAUCGAGAGACCGCAGUCUGGUGAUCAAAUUUGUAGAACUGAAGUGCAUGUAGGCUAUGAAUUCGCACAUGGAGCUUCGUCCCAGUUUCUCCUCGACUGUAGUAAGGUCCAUAUCGUCCAGACUGGUCUUAUUGACGACGCUCUCCAACAAAACCUGCGUCUGGUUGAAAUAGCGGUCGUCCUGCAAGUUGAGGUGGGGCAACCCGUAAAUGCCCGCAAAUUUCCCCGACGUUGUGACGGCGACAAGAUUGCCUGUUUGCUCGUGGUAGACACCGUGCAAUUCGAUCGUGUGACCGUGCUGUUCGUCGUUAUCGCUUAUUCUGACGUUUAA
Messenger RNA from Ogataea philodendri, 639 nucleotides. RefSeq lists its product as uncharacterized. The record is from RefSeq and is a predicted model, not a curated record. The transcript has 2 exons. Lineage: Eukaryota; Fungi; Ascomycota; Pichiomycetes; Pichiales; Pichiaceae. The coding region runs from base 1 to 639 and encodes 212 amino acids.